This is a messenger RNA of Maniola jurtina (meadow brown), 1942 nucleotides long. Its product is annotated as 4-galactosyl-N-acetylglucosaminide 3-alpha-L-fucosyltransferase FUT6-like. Gene Ontology annotation, molecular function: alpha-(1->3)-fucosyltransferase activity. Bases 453 to 1793 code for a protein of 446 amino acids. NCBI's taxonomy places the organism in Eukaryota, Metazoa, Arthropoda, Insecta, Lepidoptera, Nymphalidae. The transcript has 5 exons. The record is from RefSeq and is a predicted model, not a curated record. Gene Ontology annotation, cellular component: membrane.
UGUUCACAGAUAAAGACACACAAAGUUUACAUGGUUUACAUUUCGAAAACAAUGGUUUUUGGAAACACUUGUAUGGUUUGAUUUCCAUUUGCCAAUUGCCAUUGUCAUUUCAAUGUACGGGAUCGUUACCUACUAUUAUAAUAAUUAUUAUUUCAGUUCGUAAAGUCUGAAACAUCGUUGUUCAGUUAAAAUCUUAUCAACCCGAUAGUGAUAAAGUACAAAAUAUAUACCUACUUACCUAUUUCUAGACCGAUACGGGCGGGCCGGAAAACCAUAUACUAGAGGUAUUUUAUUUACGCAUUCAAUGGCACUCGGAACUGUGUUGAGUGUUCAUAUUUUGUGUUAAAGAUAAAAAAAAUAUACACAGAAAUUAGCGAUAAGUAAAAUGUGAUUUACGUAUUAUUUUUCUGUACUGAACUUUUUUUUAAAUAAGGGUGGAGUGUGUUCCUAAGAUGCGUUAUUUCUGUACUAUUUUAAAGAGAUUAUUGUUUUUCAAUCCCUUUAUUAUAAUUUUGUUACUAUUUUUACUUUUACUAGUGGUUUAUAAGCCUGAAAUUAAAUUACAAUACAUUUACAAAAGUGAUAAUAAUAAUAUUAUGAACUAUGUGCGAAUCGAAAACUAUGGACUCAGUGAUUACGAGUAUCAUAAAAGGAUUAUCGAUUUAUAUAAUGAAAAACGUAAGAAAUGGAGAACAUCGAACUUAGGAUCAAUUAUGUUCCUAAACAAUUCAGGCGAAGCAAGUCAACACAUUGAAAUAAGACAGGAACGAACUUUCGUAGUUUUAAUAUGGAAGUAUUGGAAAUGGCUGGAAAGCCGGCACGUGAAUGGUUUCAAUGAUACACGGGAAAGUGAUCCUUUGAGCGAUUGCAGUGUUAAGAACUGUAAAUUCACAGGGAAUGAUGACGAGUUUCCAACAGCCGAUGCUGUGGUCGUCCACAUACAAAAAGGCGUAUUUCCAAAUGUUAAACAAAGGAAUCGAAACCAACGAUGGAUAUUUUUGAGUGACGAAUCCCCGGUCAACUCGUUUUCAAUGGCUAAAACUAGACCCAAACUUUCAGAGCUGGCUUACAUUUUCAAUUGGUCUAUGACUUACAGCGAUUCCGACGUGCCCGUACCAUACGGCCGAACGAUACCCUUACAAAAACCGAUAUUGAGUGCAAUAACGGAGGAUUCUUUGUCUACAUUGGUUCCGUACUGGAAUAUCAAAAACUGGGAUGUAUUGGUUGCAAUCCUUAUAUCGAAUUGUGGAGUAUCCAGGAGGAUGGAUUACUUGAAUCAGUUAGAAGAGCAUAUGGCUGUUGAUGUGUAUGGAAAAUGCUCGUCAAAUCACAAAAAGAGCUGUCCUGGACAUUUCAGAGCAGAUUGCAAGUUGAUGUCGAAAUAUUUAUUCUAUUUAGUAUUCGAGAACUCGCAAUGCGACGAAUAUUUGACUGAGAAGUCGUUUUUCCACGCCUAUAAAAAAGGUGCCAUACCUGUGAUAAUGGGUCCUUCAGUAGAGGUCUGUGAAGAGCUUUUACCGCCCGACUCAUUUUUACACGUAGAUAAUUAUGAUAGUGUUCAAAAGCUAGCAGAUGAUAUGAUCAAAAUAAGUCGAGAUGAUAAACUUAUUCUUAGCUUCCAUCGAUGGCGGAACGAUUUUAGAAUCGCCAACGAACAUGGUUACUUUGGCUCGAAAUCUUACCACUUGUGCAGGGUAUGUGAAGCUUUGAAUUAUAAUGAUGAGGAGAAAAAAGUGUAUGAUGAAAAUAGUUUGAGCCUCUUUUUAGACCCAAAGUUGUUAUGUCGAGAAUAAACUAAAUCACGUCAUCCUAGAUUUAAGGUAAAAUAGACUAUAUUAUUGUGUAAUUUCUUGCUGAUAUCAUCAUGUAACAUACUUGUAAAAAGGAUUUUAUUAGUUUAUAACACGAAAAACAGUAUUAUUAUUUAUUAAACUUUGUAUAU